This is a messenger RNA of Closterium sp. Yama58-4, 1428 nucleotides long. The record is from the annotation of a GenBank genome assembly. NCBI's taxonomy places the organism in Eukaryota, Viridiplantae, Streptophyta, Zygnematophyceae, Desmidiales, Closteriaceae.
AUGGCGAACGAUAGCGAUAGGGAGGGUCAGACAGACACGGGCAGGGCGCUGCGGGUGGUGUCGCUGCUGGGAGCGGCGAGCGAGGUGAUGGCGGCGCUAAGUCUGGCGCAUCUGCUGGUGGGGCGGUCGCACGAGUGCAAGUUCCCGCCGUCGCUGCUCGAGCUGCCGUGCGUGUCGUCGCCCGCGCUGGGGCCGGAUCUCGAGCAGCAGAGCUGUGCGACGGUGCACGACAGGCUUUCGGAGCGCGUGCGCAAGGGCCUGUCGCGGUACCACGUGGACGUGGAGGCGAUUCGGCGGCUGCAGCCGGAUGUGAUUAUAACGCAGGACGCGUGCGACGUGUGCGCCGUGACUUCAUCGGACCUCCAGGCGGCGUGCGCAGAAUACUUCGCGCAGCGCGAUGGCGCGGGGCGCGCGUGCCACGUGGUGUCGUUGCGACCAAUGAGCGCGUCCGACGUGUGGGACAAUAUUCUCCAAAUCGCCGCGGCAGUCGGGCACAAUGACAAGGGCCGCGCGCUCGUGGGAAAUUUACAGGCGCGCUGGGCGCGAGUGCGCGCGCAGGUUCCGCGGGGCGCGGAGGGGGCGUGCGCGCGCCCGCGCGUGGUGUGUCUGCAGUGGGUGCGGCCGCUGAUGGGUGCGGGGUACUGGGUGCCCGAGAUAGUCGCGUGCGCGGGCGGGGAGAGCCUUUCUGGGAAGGUGAGAUGUGGGGGAGUCCCUACCAUUCACUCCGCCAUCCCCUACCAUUCACUCCCUUUCCCUCAGCGCAACCCGCACAUUCGCCGUUCCCCACCCCUCCCUCUCACCCCUAUCAGCCUAGGAUUUCGUCACCAUGUGCUGCAGCCUCCUGCUCAUUCCACUCCCCCUCAUCCCUGUGUCCCAAACCCUGUCGCACCUCCCAUCCCUCCCUCUCGAUCCUGUCAGCCUGGCGAACGCACCACCAUACUUUCGUUCGAGACCCUUGUCUCUCUCGAUCCAGAUGUCAUCAUCACCAUGUGCUGCGGCGUUUCCAGGGAGGCCAUUCUGAAAGAGCUUCUCACCUCUGAGGAUCUGCCGCAGUGGAACCGGUUGAGAGCGGUGCAGAGGGAUGCGGUGUUUGUGGCGGAUGGGGACCGAUACUUCAACAACUCAGGUCCCACCCUUGUUGACUCUGCUGAGAUCAUGCUGGAGAUGCUCCAUGCGCACCGCUUCCAACCGCACAGAACUGCAACAGAGUGCUCUGAAGGCGCAGCUGAUGCCACCAACCCUGCUGGUGAUGCUGGUGUGGGUGACACUCCUCCCUGUUCAUCCCUCUCUGGCUCUAAUGCCAAUGGUCUAGUGGGCCAAGGAGGGGAGAACCUGAAGAUUGAGGUCAAGUACGAAGGGACGGCGUACACACACCUGACUGGCGGGUGUGUGGAGGCUUGGCGCGCCUCUGUAGGAUGGCAGGAAUGA